CCACACGUGUUCAUGUUCAUGUUUACGUUUUAAGAAAGUUCUUGCUAUAUAGUUACUGUUUACAAUAAAAAAAAAUUGGUAAAUAUGGAUGAACAAUAUGAUAUGCAAUUGAACAUCGUGUCUAGUGGAAAACUAAAAACCAAAUACAAGCAAAAAUUCCAUAGUAAGAGACAAAGAGUUAAAGCAAAGAUAGCUGGAAAAGUCCAUAAGCCUGUUAUAAAAACAGCAAGUUCAUCAACAUCAAAUAAUGAGAAGACUCCCAAAACAAGUGAUGUAAACAAUGAUAACAUCAGUAAGGAACAGACAAAAUCUGUGAUUGCAAUCAAACCCAAAUUAUCACAAAGUCCACUUGCUCAACAACAUACAAAAAAGCAUAAAUUAGUGGCUGACCAUGAAUCAACACCGAAAGAUGACCUCCCUCCUCCCCCACCAUCAAAAGUCCCAAGAACAGGACCAUUUAUUUCAUCAUUGUUCAAGAGUAAUCCUGAAAUACCUAAGAUGGAUUGUUCAAUUGUCGAACCAAUAAAAGAAGAAAUAUUCACAUCAAAGAAAUUCAGUGACCUCCCUUUAAAUCCUAAUAUGAUAACAAAUCUAGAAGGUAAAAUGAAUAUGAACAAUAUGACAACAGUUCAACAGUUAGCUAUACCUCAGAUAUUACAAGGAAAAGAUGCUCUAGUUAAAUCACAAACUGGUUCAGGAAAAACAUUAGCUUAUGCCGUUCCUAUUGUACAAAAAUUAUCUGGUAUCACUCCAAAGAUUGAUCGAUCACAUGGUCCUUAUGCUAUAGUUGUUGUUCCAACUCGAGAGUUAGCAACACAGAGUUAUCAAGUUUUUAUGAAGAUAUGUAAGCCAUUUGUUUACAUAGUGCCAGGUUGUUUAAUGGGAGGAGAAAAAAGAAAAGCUGAAAAAGCAAGAAUAAGAAAAGGUAUAAAUAUAUUAGUUGGUACACCUGGUAGAUUAGUUGAUCAUUUAAAGAAUACACAUGGUUUAGUAUUACAACAUGUACAGUAUCUAGUGUUAGAUGAAGCUGAUAGGUUAUUGGAUAUGGGAUAUGAAAAAGAUGUUGCUGAGAUUAUAAAUUGUCUGGAGCACAACGCUUCUAAACAAACAAGACAAACUAUAUUAUUAUCAGCAACACUGACUGAAGGCGUAGAGAGAUUAGCCGGAAUCACCAUGUAUAACCCAGCUCGGGUUUCGGUAGCUAAUGAGGAAAGUGAAAGUAGAAUACCUGUAAUAAAGGAAAUCAAAGAACAAUCUGAAAAACAUUCAAGUCAGUCUGUAAAUAAAGAAGAACAUUUUGCUGUGCCACAAGCUUUAAAACAACAUUUUGUGAUUACACCUUGUAAAUUACGACUUGUGACACUUGUAGCUUUUCUUUUAACAAAAUGCAGAUUUAGUAAAAAGAAGAAUAAAAUUAUAGUGUUUUUAUCAACUCAAGACUCUGUCGAAUUUCAUCAUAAAUUAUUGAACAAUAUAUUCUGUGCUAAGAAGAAAAAUACAAAAGUUUUAAAAGAGAAAAGUGAAUCACUUGAAUCUGGUUCUGAAUCCGAAGAGGAAGAAUAUCAUGUUACAGAAUUAUCAUUUGAUUUAUUUAAAUUACAUGGUGAUAUGUUACAAAAGGAACGAACACAAGUUUUUGAAAAAUUCAGAUCGAUGGACUGUGGUGUUUUACUAUGUACAGAUGUUGCUGCUCGGGGACUUGAUCUACCACAAGUCAGUUGGAUUAUCCAGUACACAACACCAGGUCAGACGUCAGACUAUAUACAUAGAGUUGGUAGGACAGCUAGAGUAGGAGCCCAAGGACAGUCAUUAUUAUUCUUAAUGCCUACAGAAUGUGAUUAUGUACAACUUCUUAAUGACAAACAAAUAAGUUUACAGGAAAUGCCAAUGAUUAAUAUCCUAAAGAAUCUGAUGUCUGUGGUUAAAUAUUUAAAAUUACCAGAAGAUGCAAAAAGACAAAGACCACGUACAUGGGAAGAAGCAGCAACAGCAGUACACAUGUUAUUUGAAACUCAUGUGGCUAAGCAUCCAUUUAUGUCAGAAUUAGCAAGACAAGCUUAUCAAUCUUUUGUUAGAGCCUAUGCCACCUAUCCCAGUCAUAUGAAAAAUAUUUUCUCUAUUAAGAAAAUUCAUCUUGGUCACCUGGCAAAAAGUUUUGCCCUACAAGAUGCCCCUGGUAAAAUAGGAGUAGUUCAGUCCAAGAAAUUCCAGGCUGAGAAAGCUCAGGAAAAGAAAGAUUUUCCAAAGAAAAAGUUUAGAUCCAACGUAUCUGAAUUUUCUAGUGGAUUUGGGUCACAUCUUGGAGUAACACCCCGACACAGAAACCUUCAGAAGAAAAUAGUUCAAAACCAACAUAUGAAAGAAAGAAAGAAAGCCAGAAAGCUAGCCAAUAAAACUGCCAAAAAUAAUAAAUAAUACUUUUUGAUACUUGUUUGAGUUUAUUGCACUAAAGAUUGAGUUGGAGUUUGAUAGGAUACUGUAUACCUAUAUAAAUUGAAUUCAAAUUUUGUAUACGAUUUAACCGAUAUAACCGUUGGUGGAAGUGGACUUUAAGCCUGACAUCAAGUAACAUUGAGGUUGACGUACAGGCCAUACUGCUCGUACUUUAUCGCAUGUUAUACUUUAGAUGUUAUCAAAAUUCCUGUCUUCAUUAGCAGAACAGUAGGAUGUUAAACCCCAUUUCAUUUGAUCAAUUUCUCAGUUUUAACACUUUAUUUGUGAAGAUCUGUGUCUACACAAUGUAAACUGUGAAGUGAGUAACAAAGAAUCGGUACAGGUGGGAGUAAACUAGUCUGUUAUCUUAUCAAAAACAUUUUCUUCUACCAAACAGGUACAGCUUCAGAGAUCCAAGUACGAAAUAUUAACAUCAUUUAGGUAUGGGCAGAGUCUUAAAAAAAUAAAAAUAUUGUAAACACUACAGGCCUCAACUUUAUACCUGUUCAGAUUGUGUUCAAAUGAAGUUGCUUGCCCAUGUAGGAUGCUGGGAAAAGGCACCAUGAAGGGGCAAAUUUAUGUACUAUUAAAACAUCCUCUUCAGAAUGCUGAAUAUGUAUUCCUUUGGUGGAAAUCAUUCUAGACAAUCAAGAUAAAAGUUUAUUAAACAGGCA
Patella vulgata (common limpet) is the source of this 3107-nucleotide messenger RNA. Its product is annotated as probable ATP-dependent RNA helicase DDX31. Lineage: Eukaryota; Metazoa; Mollusca; Gastropoda; Patellidae. The coding region runs from base 85 to 2415 and encodes 776 amino acids. The record is from RefSeq and is a predicted model, not a curated record. Gene Ontology annotation, cellular component: nucleus. The transcript has 17 exons. Gene Ontology annotation, biological process: ribosome biogenesis. Gene Ontology annotation, molecular function: ATP binding; nucleic acid binding; RNA helicase activity.